Messenger RNA from Gymnodraco acuticeps, 3827 nucleotides. RefSeq names its product myocardin-related transcription factor B-like. The coding region runs from base 156 to 3707 and encodes 1183 amino acids. The transcript has 20 exons. Lineage: Eukaryota; Metazoa; Chordata; Actinopteri; Perciformes; Bathydraconidae. The record is from RefSeq and is a predicted model, not a curated record. Gene Ontology annotation, biological process: smooth muscle cell differentiation.
CCUAGUUGACUUCGCACAAACUUCUCGCGUCAGCUUCCAGAAACUCUGCCAGUGUUUCGGUUGUAUUUGUUCGAGAUUAGCAAUAACAUGGACGCCAUACGGGAACGGUAAAGAUAAUAUCAAGGUCCAAGCUUCGAUCUGAAUCCCUGGUAAUAAUGGAGACCGAGUUUGGAGCGAAUUCAGGUGCCUUCAUCCCGAGCCCCCAUAGUGACGCCGUGGCCAAUGAGCUGCAAGAGAUGUCCCUGCAGCCCGCCCCCAACCUGCUGCCAGUCAGAGAGAGGAAAGACGUUCUGCAGCUGAAGCUCCAACAGAGAAGAUCCAGAGAAGAGUUGAUCAACCAGGGGAUCAUGCCGCCCCUGAAAAGUUCAGCUGCCUUCCACGAACAGAGACGCAGUUUGGAGCGAGCGCGGACUGAGGAUUAUCUGAAGAGGAAGAUCAGAGCCCGACCUGAGCGCGCCGAGCUGAUCCGGAUGCACAUCCUGGAGGAGUUGUCAGCGGAGCCGUCUCUUCAGGCCAAGCAGAUGCAGCUGAAGAGAGCUCGCCUGGCCGAUGAUUUGAACGAUAAGAUCUCCCACCGGCCGGGGCCCAUGGAGCUCAUCCACAAAAACAUCCUGCCUGUUCACUCCAGCAUCAAACAGGCCAUCAUAGAGACACGGUUUCCAAAGGCUUCGGGUGAUAACUCGUCAUGUGAUGAGGACAGCAGUUACAGUCUGUCUCCAGAAGAGCCUCUGAGCCAGGAGUCUCCUCUGGGUCUGCAUCCUCUGCCCUCUCCCCCAGAAACACUGAGCUGCAUCCCGUCUCCUGCACAGGUCUGUACUCCUGCUCCUGCUCUCCCGCCAAUCUCUGGAUCCUCCCCCUCAUUCAAGCUGACCAAUGGGACGGCGGCAUUAUCCGCACAUAGGACAGGGGCGCCCUCACAUAUCAAGUCCCAUCACAAACCAAGCUCUGACCGCUCUGCACAGAGACACAAGAAACCAAAGGACAGCAAGCCAAAGAUUAAAAAGUUAAAGUACCAUCAGUACAUCCCUCCCGACCAGAAGGGAGAUAAAGAGCCUCCCCCCCAUCUGGACUCUUCUUACGCCAAAAUCCUGCAGCAGCAGCAGCUCUUCCUGCAGCUGCAGAUCCUGAGUCAGCAGCAGCAGCACUACAACUACCACGCCAUCCUGCCCGCACCCCCCAAACCUCAGACAGAUCAGCAGCCAUCUUCCUCUUCCUCCUCCAGUUCAAUGACCUCCUCCCCUCCUCGACCUGUCGCUGCCUCCUCAACAGCCGCUAACCAGUCCCGUCAGACUUCUGCUCCGUUAACUGGGACAAAACCAGCGUGCCUACCUCCAAACCUGGAUGAAAUGAAGGUGGCGGAGCUGAAGUCCGAGUUGAAGCUGCGCAGCCUCACAGUCUCCGGCACCAAAAACGACCUGAUCGAGAGGCUGAGGAGCUACCAGGAGCUGAAGGGAAGCUCCGACACUUCCUCCUCUCCGACAGCAGGGGGUCCCACAGGGCCGGGGGCUGGAGGAGCAGCUAGAGCCUUCAGAUCGGCUGCAAACAACAACAACACAUCACAACAACAGUUUCAGUUUCAGAGCCAUCAGAUGUCCGCUCUGAUCGCCGAUAUGCCUCUGCAGCAACUGUCCCUCGGUGGAUCCGUCUCCCCCCAAAACGACCCCCUCACGCCCUCUGACCUCUCCCCCAUGAGUCCAGAUACCGGCUUUAACAGCGACCCCCUGGGGGAAAUGAUGAGUUCACCUCUCAGCCCGGUGAAUCUUCAGCCAUGUUCAGCUGCUCCUCUGGCUACACACAUUAAAGAAGAACCAAUGUGUUCCCCUCCAGCCCCCUGUCAGUUCUCUUUAAAGCCGGCCUCUCUGCGGACACAUUGCCCGAUCACCGCCCCGGCUCCAGCGGUGGAUCUGGACAAAGACCGGCUGCUGCACGAGAAGGACCGGCAGAUCGAGGAUCUGACGCGGCUGCUGAGGCAGAACCAGCGUCUGGUGGAGCUGCUGAGGCUGCAGCUGGAGCACCGCAGCAGGGAGGGAGCCGAGCCGCUGGUUCUGGUACGAGUUAAACAAGAACCUCCUGAUAAACCCAGCGUCCCUCUCUCUUUCCGCCAUACACCGUCACCUCUUUCACGUGAGAUGGUAACUGUCAAACAGGAGGCCACUGAUUCAGAGGAGAGUGAGACAACCACACAAUUACCAGAAAGAACUCAGGAGGCGCAAAUCAAACCGCAACAGAUGAACACUCAGACUAAACCACUUCUGCAGCAAAGCACUCUGCAGCUGGCCCAGCAGCAGGCCGUACAGCAGCUGUUGCUCCAGCAGCAGCGCAACAUUCAGAACCAGCAGCAGCUCAUCCAGAACCGCAGUCAGACGGCGGAGAACCUGCAGAAAGUUUCUCAGCAGAGGAAGAAGAAAUCUCACAAGCAGCAGAUCAAACAGCAGCAGCAGCAGCAGCAUGUGUUGCAGUCACAACAACAACAACAACAGCAGUCAAAACAACUUCAUCACCAGCAGCAGCAGCAGCAGCUGAAGCAGCAGAUUCUGCUGAAGCAGCAGAAGACGUUGCUACAGCAACAGCAGAGCAAACAGCUGCAACAGAUCCAGACCAAGAUCCAUGUGAAGCAACGACAGGCAGCUCAGGUGUCUCAGCAGCCAGGCUCAGCGCCCUCUUUCCCUCUGGAUCUCUUCAAGGGUGACUCCACCCCCACUCUGGUCACCGACGGCAACGGCAACCACUUCCUGAUUGCACUGACCAAUCACAUCGCUGAAAAUCAAAGAACUGAUGCAUCUGAGAGCAAAGCAACCAAUCAUAUCGCACUGCAGCGACUACAGUCCACUCCAGCCAAGCUCCCUAGCCACAACGCUGUUCAGCAGACAAACGCUGAAAAUCAUUGCCAACAGAAUGUGGGAUUUUUAAAACAGCAAGAGACAAAGAAUGGGGGACCUCAGGAGUCUGUAGUCCAUCAGCAGGACGUUUCUCAGUGUCUGUCUGCCCCCCCCAGCCUGCAGCCUUUCUUUAAGGACCAGGAGAGUUCUCCUUCAGGGAAAUACUCACCUCCUUCUCAAACCGAGUUGUGUCCCAGUCUGGAUGUCUUGUUCAGUCCUCUGUCUCCAGCUUCAAUUUGGACCACUGCCUCAUCGCCUGAUAACAAAGAUACAGAGCCUGAAGAGGAUUUUAUUGACAUCAUUUUGCAGACAGGAGAAAUGUCGACCACCGACAAACCAGCACCAGACUUUUCUCCCCACCAUGUUCACCCACACUCCCCUCGGCCUCCCUCCCCUCUCCACCUGCUGCUCUCCCCCCCUGCCCCAGCCAUCUGUGACACCUUGCAGUCUGAGCUCCAGGCCUUUGACGACACCACAGAAGAAAAACAACACCUCGGUAGCGCUGGGAAUGGCCGCCUGGAGGACUUCCUGGAAAGCACCACUGGGAAGCCUCUCCUGGGGGGGGAGCCUGGGGGUCUGCUGACUCUGAUCGAUGACCUCCACAGUCACAUGCUGUGCACCCCCAGCAUCCUGGACCGCCCCCUGUCGCCCCUGGAUACCUUCGACAUGGCAGCGGAGGGGGAGUCGGGGCUGGACUGCAUGGAUUGGUUGGACCUUACCAUGGGAAGAGAGAGGGAGGAGGAGACCCCCACUCUGGCCCCUCUUGGCCCACAGACACCACCAAGUGUCUUUUGUGCCGACUUCCUAGACACCUAUGACCUAAUUUAGUCACUUGUUAGCAAACUGCUGUUUUAAAGGUCACCUAUUAUGCAAAAUCCACUUGUUCAUGUCUCUUCUACAUCAACAUGUGUCCCCUCUGUGGAAAGAGACUCUGAAAGUUUCAGGAAC